This is a messenger RNA of Setaria italica (foxtail millet), 1621 nucleotides long. RefSeq names its product IAA-amino acid hydrolase ILR1-like 1. Gene Ontology annotation, cellular component: endoplasmic reticulum. The transcript has 5 exons. Bases 97 to 1440 code for a protein of 447 amino acids. The record is from RefSeq and is a predicted model, not a curated record. Lineage: Eukaryota; Viridiplantae; Streptophyta; Magnoliopsida; Poales; Poaceae. Gene Ontology annotation, molecular function: IAA-Ala conjugate hydrolase activity. Gene Ontology annotation, biological process: auxin metabolic process.
GAAACAAGGACUACCAACACUCUCACCUGAUCGGUUUGACCCCCGGCCUCAUCACUCAGCACUCAUCAGUGAACCAACCGAAACAAGCUGAGAAUCAUGGCCGCCGCGGCGCCACCUCCACUGCUCGCGUGCUUCGCCCUCGCCGUCCUCGCCGCCGCGGUAUGGCCGUCGCUAGGGGCGGGAGCGUCGCUGCUGGAUGACCCCGCGGGGCUCCUGCGACGGGCCAAGGAGCCGGCGUUCGCGGACUGGAUGGUCGCGGUUCGGCGGCGCAUCCACGAGAACCCAGAGCUGGGGUACGAGGAGUUCGAGACCAGCGAGCUCGUGCGCCGGGAGCUCGACGCCAUGGGGAUCCCCUACAGGCACCCGUUCGCCGUCACCGGGGUGGUGGCGACGAUCGGCACCGGCGGCCCGCCCUUCGUCGCUCUCCGGGCGGACAUGGACGCGCUACCUAUGCAGGAAAGUGUGGAAUGGGAACACAAGAGCAAAGUUCCUGGAAAGAUGCAUGGAUGUGGACAUGAUGCGAAUGUUGCUAUGCUAUUGGGAUCUGCCAAGAUUCUUCAGGAGCAUCAUGACGAGUUGAAGGGCACAGUAGUGCUGGUUUUCCAACCAGCCGAGGAAGGUGGCGGUGGGGCGCAGAAAAUGAUAGAAGCUGGAGCUUUGGAAAACGUAGAUGCUAUUUUUGGGGUUCAUGUAGCUGACUCUGUUCCUAUUGGUGUGCUGGCAUCCAGGCCAGGGCCUAUCAUGGCUGGGAGUGGAUGCUUUGAGGCCGUAAUAAGUGGAAAGGGAGGGCAUGCUGCACUUCCUCAUCACACUAUAGAUCCGAUCUUAGCUGCCUCUAAUGUUAUUGUGAGCCUUCAGCAACUUAUUUCGCGGGAAGCUGAUCCAUUGGACUCACAGGUUGUAACAAUUGGGAAAUUUCAAGGUGGUGGGGCCUUCAAUGUGAUCCCUGAUUCUGUAACAAUAGGUGGCACCUUCCGAGCCUUUUUGAAAGAAAGUUUUAAUCAGUUGAAGCAGCGAAUUGAACAGGUGAUUGUGUCUCAAGCAUCCGUGCAGCGAUGCAAUGCUACUGUGGACUUCCUCACCAAUCGUAUCCCUUUCUUCCCCCCAACCAUCAACAGCCCUGAGCUCCACAGUUUCUUCGUGAAUAUGGCCGGUGAGAUGGUUGGCUCCAAGAACGUGAGGGACAGGCAGCCGCUGAUGGGUGCCGAGGACUUCGCCUUCUAUGCCGAGGUGAUCCCGUCCACCUACUACUACUUUGUAGGCAUGUACAACAAGACUCGAGGACCGCAGGCAUCCCACCACUCCACCUACUUCACCGUCAAUGAGGAUGCCCUCCCCUACGGCGCGGCUGCGCAAGCAGCGUUGGCUGCUCACUAUCUGCUCGAGCACGAGCAGCCUGCUGCUACCCCUGAUAAGGCGAAAGCCCAUGAGGAGCUGUAGAUAGAUAUCUUCCCCUUCAGCACACAGUUCUGCAUAUCUUUGUAUUAAAAUACUAGUGAACGUGCACGUGCGGCACACACGUGAUACAAAAAGGAUUGCAUACAAGACUAUGUAUAAUGUAAUAAUAAAUAGUUACUAUAUUAUUACCGAAAUUGAAACUGAAAUAACAUAUAACUAACAA